AUGAGUGAGAACCCACCUGCCACUCUGACCACUACAGAUGCUCCAACUGGUCCUACCACACCACGCAAAGGGCCUCCCAAGUUCAAGCAGAGACAGACAAGGCAGUUCAAGAGCAAGCCUCCUAAAAAAGGAGUAAAAGGGUUUGGAGAUGACAUCCCAGGCAUGGAGGGAUUGGGGACAGAUAUCACAGUGAUUUGCCCAUGGGAAGCUUUCAGCCACCUGGAACUGCACGAGCUGGCCCAGUUUGGGAUCAUCUAA
Tinamus guttatus (white-throated tinamou) is the source of this 258-nucleotide messenger RNA. It is a transcript of the gene PDE6H, whose product is annotated as phosphodiesterase 6H. Lineage: Eukaryota; Metazoa; Chordata; Aves; Tinamiformes; Tinamidae. The record is from RefSeq and is a predicted model, not a curated record. Gene Ontology annotation, biological process: positive regulation of G protein-coupled receptor signaling pathway; visual perception; positive regulation of epidermal growth factor receptor signaling pathway. Gene Ontology annotation, molecular function: 3',5'-cyclic-nucleotide phosphodiesterase activity; cGMP binding. Gene Ontology annotation, cellular component: photoreceptor outer segment membrane.